This is a messenger RNA of Helianthus annuus (common sunflower), 1008 nucleotides long. RefSeq lists its product as uncharacterized. Gene Ontology annotation, molecular function: nucleic acid binding; aspartic-type endopeptidase activity; zinc ion binding. Gene Ontology annotation, biological process: proteolysis. The transcript has a single exon. The record is from RefSeq and is a predicted model, not a curated record. Lineage: Eukaryota; Viridiplantae; Streptophyta; Magnoliopsida; Asterales; Asteraceae. The coding region runs from base 1 to 1008 and encodes 335 amino acids.
AUGAAGUUCUGUGGGGAUUUUGUGAAGACUGAAAGAAUGAAGAUCAACCGCUUUUACGGCGUGUUAAAGGCAAAAUUUAGGGAGUUCAUCACUCCCUCGAAAUGUGAAAUCCUUGACGAGCUUAUCAAUUUGGCACGGGAUAGAGAAAUCGAGAUUAAAACGCAAGAAGAACGAGGUGAAAAGAGAUUGAAUGAAAAGGGGGCAAGUUCAAGUCCGUCCAAGAAAGCAAAGUUUCAAGACCAUGGAAAGAAGGACAAGUUAAGGGGUGGUAUUUCUCCGUGCAAGACAUAUGGGAAACUUCAUACUGGGGAAUGCCUUCUGGGUAAGAAGGGAUGCUACAAAUGCGGCGAGGAAGAGCAUACAUCCUGUAAGUUCCCUAGCGACCCAAAGACAUGUUUCAAUUGUUUCCAAAAAGGGCAUGUUAAGUCGGAGUGUCCUAAACUCCAACAAGGAUCAAAGAAGGAGGGAAAGAACGAAGAAAGCUCUAAGGCAAAAGGGAGGAUGUUUCAAAUCACAUCCGAAGAAUCCAAGUCCCAUCCGAAUGUGGUUUCAGGUAUCUUUCUAUUAAACUCCAUACCAGUUUAUGUUUUAUUCGAUACCGGAGCCACUAUGUCGUUUAUUUCAAAUGAAAUUGUACAACAUCCUUCAUUUAUGAUUGAACGAAUGUCGAUGCCUUUAGAAGUAGAAAUAGCCGAUAGUAAGAUCUAUAAGUUACACGAGAUUUGUAGAAAUUGCAAAUUCACUAUAGAAGAUGAAGAAUUCGAUAUCGACCUCAUACCUAUGGUUUUGGGGGAAUUUAAGAUGAUAGUGGGAAUGGAUUGGAUGGCACGAUACCGUGUAGAGAUUAAUUGUGAAAAUAAGAUAAUGUUUGUUCAAUCUCCAAGUGGAAGGCAAUUGAGUCUUCAAGGGGAGAGAAACGUGGAAACAAAAUUGUGCACUCUGGUUCAAGCCGUUAAACACGUACGUAACGGGAGUAGGGCAUACCUGGCUUAUGUAGUAGACGCUUGA